Molecule: messenger RNA, 1572 nt
Organism: Thamnophis elegans (Western terrestrial garter snake)
Lineage: Eukaryota; Metazoa; Chordata; Lepidosauria; Squamata; Natricidae
Product: 5-hydroxytryptamine receptor 2B-like
Biological process (GO): regulation of behavior; smooth muscle contraction; vasoconstriction
Cellular component (GO): dendrite; membrane
Molecular function (GO): G protein-coupled serotonin receptor activity; neurotransmitter receptor activity
Source: RefSeq, a predicted model, not a curated record
CGGAGGAAAUAUCCUCGUCAUAUUGGCCGUGUCUUUGGAGAAAAAAUUACAAUACGCCACCAAUUACUUCCUGAUGUCUUUGGCGGCGGCCGAUUUGCUGGUGGGCCUCUUUGUGAUGCCGAUCGCCCUGCUGACUCUGUUGUUUGAAGAGCCCUGGCCGCUCCCUCCGUACCUCUGCCCCGCCUGGCUGUUCCUGGACGUCCUCUUUUCCACGGCCUCCAUCAUGCACCUCUGCGCCAUCUCCCUGGACCGCUACGUCGCCAUCAAAAAGCCCAUCCAGGCCAGCCAAUACAACUCGCGGGCAACCACCCUGAUCAAAAUAGCCGUGGUGUGGCUCAUCUCCAUAGGCAUCGCGAUUCCAAUCCCGAUUCGCGGGAUAGAAGACAAUGGUGCCAACUUUCGGAACUUUACCUGCGUGCUGAAGCCCAACCGUUUCGGCGACUUCAUCCUGUACGGCUCAAUAGCCGCCUUCUUCGUCCCGCUGGCCAUUAUGGUGGUGAGUUACUUCCUGACCAUCCGGGUCCUGCACCGGAAGGCUCACUUGGUCAACAAGCAGCCUCAACGUCUGACUUGGAACACCAUCUCCACCGUUUUCCAGCGGGAGAUGACAGACGGAUCCUCACCGGAAAAAAUGGCCAUGCUGGAGGGUUCCCGCAAGGACAGAACUCUGCCGAACGGGAACGGAGAGAUGCUGAUACGCAGGAUGUCCACCGUCGGGAAAAAGUCAGUGCAGUCUAUCACCAACGAACAGCGGGCUUCCAAGGUGCUGGGGAUUGUGUUCUUCCUUUUUCUGGUGAUGUGGUGCCCUUUUUUCAUCACCAACAUCACCUCCGUCCUGUGCAAAUCCUGCAGUGAGGAGUUCAUCCAGAUGCUGAUGGAGAUCUUCGUCUGGAUCGGCUACGUCUCCUCGGGGGUGAAUCCGCUGGUCUACACCCUUUUCAAUAAGACCUUCCGGGAAGCCUUCGGCAGGUACAUCACCUGCAAUUACCAGACUACGGUGUGGCACGGCCUCCGGAGACCCUCCGCCAGGCUCUCGUUCCGAAACUCGGUGACCGAGAACUCCAAGCUUUUUAUGAUGCCCCAUGGAAGGCGGAACGGGAUCAAUCCGGUCGGCUACCCAAACCACCGGCUUUGCAGCUCGCCCAUCCAGUGGUCGGCCGUUCUGCUGGACACGUUGCUCCUCACCGAGCACGAAGCGGACAAAACAGAAGAACAAGCCAGCUACGUGUAGCCCGGCGGUGGGAAAUGCACCCUGUGCGCGCACGCAAAGCCCGUCGGGAAACGGCAGUAUGUGUAUAUAUAUGGUUUUCAUCCAUUAUUUAUAUGAUCCCUAACUGCAGUUUUAAGAACUGGUCUCCUCUUGCCCCAAGACCGCCUCCGUUUACUCCAGUGUAAGAGAUAAAGCAAGCUUUCCGACACUGCGAGUUUAUAAACGGAGGAGCCUCAAUAAAUAAAUACAGCUCUGGCAAGUCUCGGGUCUCCGAUUCCUCAUCUCCGAUUUAUUUAAACAGACGCACACGCGACGUGACAAAAAGACAAAGGGCUACUUUUUCAAACCUACGCAAGGUUUGU